This is a messenger RNA of Musa acuminata subsp. malaccensis (wild Malaysian banana), 1129 nucleotides long. RefSeq names its product vacuolar protein sorting-associated protein 28 homolog 1. The record is from RefSeq and is a predicted model, not a curated record. Lineage: Eukaryota; Viridiplantae; Streptophyta; Magnoliopsida; Zingiberales; Musaceae. Gene Ontology annotation, molecular function: protein-containing complex binding. Gene Ontology annotation, biological process: protein transport to vacuole involved in ubiquitin-dependent protein catabolic process via the multivesicular body sorting pathway. Gene Ontology annotation, cellular component: ESCRT I complex.
AGACGAUCCCAAUUCCCAUCCCGUUUCGUCGACGCCGUUUCCUUGCCACUUUCCGCUUUCUUCCUCCCCCGCCCCUCUUCCUCGCCCAAAUCGAUAUCUAUCGAAUCGGCGCCCUCACCCAUCGAUCCAUCCAAAGAAGAAGAAGAGGAAUAAGGAAUAGAUUAGAGAGAGAGAGAGAGAUCGGCGAUGGAGGAGGUGAAGCUGUGGCGGGACAAGCGGGAGCGGGAUAUGUACGACAGCUUCGCCGACCUGUACGCCAUCAUCAAGACCACGGACAAGCUGGAGAAGGCGUACGUGCGCGACCUCGUCUCGUCCGCCGAGUACGAGGCCGAGUGCCUCAAGCUCAUCGCUCAAUUCCGCACCCUCCACUCCGCCCUCCGCGGCGCCGUCCCCUCCCUCGACCGCUUCGCUGAAGCCUACCGCCUCGACGCUCCCGCCGGCAUCAAUCGCCUCCUCGUCUCCGGCGUCCCGGCCACCGUCGAGCACCGCGCCGCCGGCUCCUCCUCGGCCGCUGCCUCCGCCUCCGCCGUUGCUGAGUGCGUCCAGCACUUCAUCACCGCCAUGGACUCCGUCAAGCUCAACAUGGUGGCCGUCGACCAGGUCCACCCCCUCCUCUCCGACCUUUCCACCUCCCUCGCAAAGCUCGGCAACGGCCUCCUCCCCCCGGACUUCGAGGGCCGCACGAAGGUCCGCGACUGGCUCGCUCGCCUCGCCAAGAUGGGCGCCGCCGACGAACUCACCGACCAGCAGGCCCGCCAGCUCCACUUCGAUCUCGAGUCCUCCUACAACUCCUUCAUGGCCGCUCUCCCCAACGCCGGCUCUUGACUCUCCCUCCCUUGAAUCCUCCUUCAGAGCUACAUUUAGUUGGAUUUGGGGAGCCUGCUUGAGCUUAUCUUUGUCAGCAACUUCGGUGCUAAAUGGUGUGAAGUGUCUCAUAGUACAAAAGAUUAGGAAGGUCUAUCUCUUUCUUUAGGUGAUCUUAAUGCUCAAAGGAUGCAACUAUGGUUUAAAAACACAUCUUUUGUCGUUUGAAUCUACUAUGCUUUCAAGUGUCUCACAACUCUGGCUUGUCAUUUAUAUACUCACAUGCUGUUUUAAUAAUAAAGUGCUUUCUAGUUAAGAAAAUUUA